CCACAUAUUCCCACCGUUGGCGUGGCAGAAAUCGCGAACCUCCGAUCAAAUCUCAAGCCAAAUCAAUCUUUUCAUAUAAUCCCUAUUCUUCCUCUUCUCUUCUCAACUCGAUUUCCCUAACAUGUGAUCCCUUCAAAGCCAACACAGAAGCUAAGCUAAGCUAAGCAACAAACAAACAUGUCUUCAUGCACCUGUAAAGAGCUAGGGCAUCAAAAUUGGGAGAUGUUAGGGCAUAGAAGCUCAAAAUUCUUCUCUAGGGGUCCGUUUGAUCAUUACCCAUAUGGGUUUCCUCGAAGCUCAGUGAAGAUCCGCUGUGUAUUGGAUCAUAUCAUUCCGAAAUUUGCCGUUUCUUCGUCGUUGAAUUCGGUGUUUAGCUUGGGGAAUGUGAUUGCAGCGGCCGCGGCAGCAGCUACUGGGUCUGGUUCGUCUCAUGCAGCAGUUACUUCGGCGCUGGCUCAUGUUGCUGUCACUGCGGUGGCGAUUGCCUCUGGGGCUUGCCUUUCUACCAAGGUUGACUUCCUGUGGCCAAGAGUAGAGGAACAACCUGAUUCUCUUAUAUUGGAUGGAGUAGAUGUUACUGGGUAUCUGAUCUUUCACGAUGCAAAGGUGCAAAAGGCUAUUGCAUUUGCAAGGAAUGCUCACCAGGGUCAGUUAAGGAAAACAGGAGACCCUUAUUUAAGUCACUGUAUCCAUACUGGAAGAAUCUUAGCAGCUUUGGUUCCAGCAAGUGAAAAACGAGCUAUAGAUACUGUUGUGGCAGGGAUUCUUCACGACGUGAUUGAUGACACACGUGAAACUCUGCACAGUAUAGAAGAGGAAUUUGAUGCUGACGUAGCGAAGUUGGUAGCUGGUGUUUCUAGGCUGAGCUACAUAAAUCAGCUGCUUCGGAGACAUCGGCGAACAAAUUUGAGCCAGGGUACACUUGGUCCUGGUGAGGCAAAUAAUUUACGAGUGAUGCUCUUGGGUAUGGUUGAUGAUCCCCGUGUGGUUCUCAUCAAGCUUGCAGACCGCCUACAUAACAUGAGAACCAUUUAUGCACUUUCAUCACCCAAGGCCCAAGCUGUUGCACAGGAGACAUUAGCUGUGUGGUGCUCACUUGCUUCAAGAUUGGGUGUUUGGGCUUUAAAAGCUGAAUUGGAAGAUCUUUGCUUUGCUGUUCUUCAGCCUCAUACUUUUCAGAGAAUGCGAGCUGAACUUGCUUCUAUGUGGAACCCUAGCGUCAAGGCCAGAAAUCUGAAGAGAAUAUCUCCUAAAUCCAGCUCUCUGGUACCCUUGCAUGAAAAUCAUAUGAUUUCUGACUCUCCUAAAUCAAGGCAAGGAUCUAUGAUGGCAGCUGAUGACGAUUUUGCAACUAUGAAGGAUCUUUUGCAAGCUGUACUGCCAUUUGAUGUUUUGCUGGAUCGAAGAAAGCGCAGUAACUUUCUCCAUAAUUUUAUGAAAUGCUCAGAAGCUGCUAAAGCAAAGCCUAAGGUUGUGAAGGAUGCUGGGAUAGCUUUAGCUUCUUUAGCAGUUUGUGAGGAAGCACUUGAGAAGGAGUUAUUUAUAUCAACUUCUUAUGUUCCAGGGAUGGAAGUAACUAUGUCUAGUCGCCUAAAGAGCCUUUAUAGUAUCUACUGCAAGAUGAAACGUAAAGAUGUUGGCAUCAGGCAAAUUUAUGAUGCACGUGCACUAAGGGUGAUUGUUGGGGAUAAAAAAGGGACGUUACAAGGAGCUGCAGUUGAGGGUUGCUACAGUCUUCUUAACAUUAUACACAGGCUUUGGACCCCAAUUGAUGGUGAGUUUGAUGACUACAUUGUUAAUCCCAAAGACAGUGGAUAUCAGUCUCUCCAUACGGCAGUGCAAGGUCCUGACAGUGCACCUUUGGAAGUCCAAAUUAGAACACAGAGGAUGCAUGAGAAUGCAGAAUAUGGACUUGCUGCACACUGGCUUUAUAAAGAAGCUGAAAACAAGGUGCCUUCCUCAAAUUCAUUGCAUGAUCUAAGAAUGAAUGCAUCCUACCAAUCCAAAGGAUUGGAGGAUGAUACCUCCGUUGAAGCUGAUGAAUUUCGGAAGUAUAGUUCCCUAAAGGUGGGACAUCCAGCUCUAAGAGUUGAAGGAAGUCACUUACUUGCAGCUGUUAUUAUUAGAGUAGAUAAAGGUGGAAGAGAGUUACUUGUGGCUGUCAGCUUUGGACUUGCAGCUUCCGAAGCUGUAGCUGAUAGGAAAUAUUCUUUCCAGCUAAAGAGAUGGGAAGCUUAUGCAAGGCUGUUCAAAAAGGUUUCAGAUCAAUGGUGGUGUGAGCCAGGACAUGGAGAUUGGUGCACCUGCCUAGAAAAGUAUACACUUUGUCGAGAUGGUAUGUACCAUAAGCAAGAUCAGUUUCAGCGUCUUCGGCCAACCUUCAUUCAGAUAAUUGAUCUCACACCACAAGAGGAAGCCAUGUACUGGAUGGUUGUGUCUGCUAUUUUUGAGGGUACACAGGUUACUUCUGUUCUAUCCAACACAAGCUACUAUGAAGGGUCAAGCAGCCAGGCUUCUGGUUCCACUCCCAUGGAAGCCAGCAUAAAUAACAAGGUCCGUCUUCUGAGGGAAAUGCUGCAGUGGGAGGAGCACAUGCGAUCUGAAGUGGGUCUUAGAGAUACGACGCAUGUAACAAAACCAGAACAUGGUCCUGAUUCUGUUGUUGGAGAAGUGGUGAUUGUAUGCUGGCCCAAUGGUGAGAUAAUGAGAAUGAGAACUGGUAGCACAGCUGCUGAUGCUGCCAGAAGAAUAGGUUUGGAAGGAAAAUUGGUUCUAGUGAAUGGUCAGCUCACGUUACCGCAUACAGAGCUCAAAGAUGGGGACAUAGUAGAAGUUAGAGUGUAAAUUUUAACAAUUUGUAGACAAAUAGGUGGGGAAAUUCUUAGGGUUGAUGUCUUUGUAUAUGUUGUGGAUGGUGUUUAGCAUUUGGAGUGAUUGGAGCCUUUGGGGAAAAAGUCCUCAGGGUGGGGGCAGCGGAGUCGGGCUUAGCGGCCCAAAAUGACUCCUUGGCUAAUUCACUGUACAGAUUGACUUCACAACAAUAAUGAGAAAGGAAUUGAUUUC
Molecule: messenger RNA, 3063 nt
Organism: Telopea speciosissima
Lineage: Eukaryota; Viridiplantae; Streptophyta; Magnoliopsida; Proteales; Proteaceae
Product: probable GTP diphosphokinase RSH2, chloroplastic
Exons: 18
Coding region: 178-2844 (888 amino acids)
Biological process (GO): guanosine tetraphosphate metabolic process
Cellular component (GO): chloroplast
Source: RefSeq, a predicted model, not a curated record